Acomys russatus (golden spiny mouse) is the source of this 1284-nucleotide messenger RNA. RefSeq names its product zinc finger protein 431-like. The transcript has 2 exons. NCBI's taxonomy places the organism in Eukaryota, Metazoa, Chordata, Mammalia, Rodentia, Muridae. Bases 1 to 1284 code for a protein of 427 amino acids. Gene Ontology annotation, biological process: regulation of DNA-templated transcription. The record is from RefSeq and is a predicted model, not a curated record.
AUGGAGACUAUGUGUUUUGGUGAUGAAGACUGGGGGUUUUAUCAAGGAGAAAAGAGUGCCGUGAACUAUGAAGAUGUACAUGUGAAUUUCACUCGGGAAGAGUGGGCUUUGUUGGAUCCUUCCCAGAAGAGUCUCUACAUAGAGGUGAUGCUGGAGACCUGCAGGAACCUCACUGCUGUAGGCUACAAUUGGGAAGACCAUAAUAUUGAAGAACAUUGUCAAAGUUCUAGAAGACAUGGAAGGUACGAAAAAAGUCAUAAUGAAGAGAAACCUUAUGAAAUUAUUCAAUAUGGUGAAGCCUUUGCACAUCACAGUAGUCUCCAAAUAUAUAAAAGAACACAUAAUGGAAUGAAACCCUACAAAUGUCAGCAAUGUGAUAGAGUCUUUUCACAACACAGUCGUCUCCAAAGACAUAAAAGAACACAUACUAGAGGGAAACCCUACAAAUGUAAUCACUGUGGUAAAGCCUUUGCACAUCCCAGUAGUCUCCAAAGGCAUGACAAAAUUCAUACUGGAGAGAAACCUUACAAAUGUACUCAGUGCGAUAAAGCAUUUUUACACCACCAUAGUCUCCAAAUACAUGAAAGAACACACACUGGAGAGAAACCCUAUGAAUGUAACCAAUGUGAAAAAGCCUUUGCAUGUCACACUACUCUCCAAAUACAUAAAAGAACACAUACUGGAGAGAAACCAUAUGAAUGUAACCAAUGUGAUAAAGCCUUUUCACAAUACAGUCAUCUCCAAAGACAUAAAAGAACACAUACUGGAGAGAAACCCUAUGAAUGUAAGCAAUGUGGGAAAGCCUUUGCACGUGACAGUCAUCUUCAAAGGCAUGAAAGAAUUCACACUGGAGAGAAACCCUAUGACGGUAUUCAACAUGGUGAAGCCUUUGCAUGUCACAGUCAUCUCCAAAUACAUAAAAGAACACUUACUGAAGAGAAACCCUAUGAAUGUAAGCAAUGUGGUAAAGCCUUUGCGUAUAAUGCUCUUCUUCAAAUACAUAAAAGAACACAUACUGGAGAGAAACCCUAUGGAUGUAAUCAGUGUUGUAAAGCCUUUUCAAAACUCGGUACUCUAAAAGUACAUAAAAGAAUACAUACUGGAGAGAAACCCUACGAGUGUGACGACUGUGGUAAAGCCUUUGCCUAUAAGUACCUUCUUCAAAUACAUGAAAGAACACACACUGGAGAGAAACCCUACAAUUGUAAUCACUGUGGUAAAGUCUUUGUACAUCACAGUGAUCUUAAAAGGCAUGACAAAAUUCAUACUGGAAAGAAACCUUAA